UCAUUUCAAAUUUUUUUAUAUCCUUCUAUAAACCCCCGUGUUGUGAUGUUAUGUGUAUAGAGUUUAAGCGAUUUUAGUGAACAUGUGCAACGGAUGACAGUUUGGAUGUGAACGUAAAAGUUUUUUUUUUACCUGUGCACCGCGUCGGUAUAUACACUAGUCUGUACCGUUGCGUCGCGCUCGGCUGAUUCAGUUAAUAACUUGUGGAUCUACAGUCACUGGUGUAAUAGUGGUUUUGCUAAGAUUUAGUGCCGUGGAAAGGUCACUUACCUUGAUCGGUUGAGAUUUAUAUCGUCGCUAUGAAACUCUCAGAUAAAUGUAGGCAAUCGUAAUAUCGUGUGUGAUAAAAAACUGAUAAUAAACAAUCGAAUGGGCCACCCGUUUGGACGCAGUGUUAAAAUUAUAUUCGCGAACUAUAAUGAUUAACAUUUAAAAAACUAUAAUGGAGAGGAAAUUGACUCGCGAGGAUUUCAUGCGAAAGAGUUUCCGCGCACCAAGGGUGUCGCCUGCUCCGGAGCCAACGGCGACUGUGAACGGUGCACCGCCACCUUCCCCAGUUUCCUUAGCAAUGUUGGAAAGGACUCCUCAAACUCCCAGAGCGGAAUAUGAAGUUACAUCAGCCGGUAUAGCUCCAAAACGAUUGGAACUCAACCGAGCUCAUCCUAUACAUCUCAAAUCAUUCCAAGUGGAACCGCCCGACGACAAUGGCCCCACACCGCCAUCAGAUGACGUUUUACGUAAACUAGAAAGACAAAUAGGUGAAAUGGAGCGAGGACUUGAAAGAGCACAGAAUGGAACUGUUAAAGUUGAUGAAAGGGUGCGAUACGCUGAGCACGAGAAUUUACUACGCACAGGAGUUUCGGCUGUUGGCGGUGGGGGUUACUUACCUGCGGACUCUGAUACGGAACACGAUGCAGUUCCAUUCAAUAGGAACGAGACCACCAGGAGUAGUACGGGAGCCGCUGCCCCGGCUACCAGACCGGCAACUCGACUCUCCCGAACCAAUUCUGAUACACAGCAACACACUGUCGCUGCUACGGCACGCUUGAUGAGAAAACUGGCUGAUGGCGGAACUAAGGAUGAGAAAACGAAGGUUAUAUCGAGGAAAACCAUCCAAGCGAGGAUGGAAAGGGUCAAGAAUUCCGUGGUCGGGACGAAGCAUGAACAUAGGGUGUUGGCGGAGCACAGAGCAGAGCCGACGUCGCCGAAGAGUCCCACCUCGCCUGUCUCGCCGCGCUCUUCAGUACAGAGCGCGUCGGAGAACUCGGCUGGCGCGGGUGGUGGCGGCUCAUCCGGCGGCAGUGCCAGGGUCUCCUCACGUUCCAGGGCAUCCGAGGAGCCGCAUAUUGGCAAGUACAAACUGCUGAAGACCAUCGGUAAGGGCAACUUCGCGAAGGUGAAGCUCGCGAAACAUGUCCCCACAGGGAAGGAGGUCGCGAUCAAGAUCAUAGACAAGACCCAGCUCAACCCAAGCUCCUUGCAGAAACUCUUCAGAGAGGUGCGGAUAAUGAAAAUGCUCGACCACCCAAACAUCGUGAAGCUAUUCCAAGUGAUCGAGACAGAGAAGACUUUAUACCUUGUUAUGGAAUACGCGUCCGGUGGCGAGGUGUUCGAUUACUUAGUGCUACACGGACGCAUGAAAGAGAAAGAAGCGCGGGCGAAGUUUAGACAAAUAGUAUCAGCGGUGCAGUACUGCCAUCAGAAGAGAAUUAUUCACAGGGAUCUCAAGGCGGAAAACCUCCUCCUAGACGGCGAGAUGAACAUAAAGAUCGCGGACUUCGGGUUCUCGAACGAGUUCACUCCGGGCGCUAAGCUAGACACCUUCUGCGGCUCACCGCCCUACGCCGCUCCGGAACUGUUUCAAGGCAAGAAGUACGACGGCCCCGAGGUGGACGUGUGGUCGCUGGGCGUGAUCCUGUAUACGUUAGUGUCGGGUUCGCUUCCUUUCGACGGCUCCACGCUAAGGGAGCUGAGGGAAAGAGUACUGCGUGGGAAAUAUAGGAUACCAUUCUACAUGUCAACGGACUGCGAGAAUCUACUCAAAAAGUUCCUCGUGCUGAACCCGGCGAAGAGGGCCUCCCUCGAGAGCAUCAUGCGGGACAAAUGGAUGAACACCGGCUACGAGGAUGACGAGCUCCGGCCGUACGUCGAGCCGCAGCAGGACUUCAAGGAUCACAAACGGAUAGAGGCUUUAGUGUGCCUGGGAUACAACCGACAAGAGAUCGAGUAUUCGUUGGCCGAGGCGAAAUACGACGAUGUGUUUGCCACUUACCUGUUAUUAGGAAGAAAGAGUACAGAUCCCGAAUCGGACGGCAGCCGGUCCGGAUCGUCUCUGUCACUUAGAAACGCAGCCGCACCCGGCCAGCCGCAGUCGACGCAACAAGGCAACUCGCACGCCGGCGGGUGCGCGUCGCCGUCGCACCGUGGGGUGCAGCGCAGCAUCUCGGCCAGCGCGCGCCCCGCCGCCUCGCGCCGCGCCUCCUCCGGCGCCGAGGUGCUGCGCGCGCAAGUUGGCACAACCAGCUCCGCUGCGAACAAUACCACAUCCACUGCCACCACUACGACGUCCAAUUUUAAAAGACAGAAUACAAUUGACUCAGCAUCUAUUAAAGAAAAUACCGCACGGAUCGCAUUAAUGCAGGUACAAAACACAACGCGACCGACCAGUGCCCAGCCCAAGUUAGAACCGCGUCCUCGGAUCUUAUCGAGCGGCGCGCGGCGAUCCGAACACCAAGCCUCACACCAAACCGCCCAUCAGACCUCGCAUCAAACGCACCAAGCGCCCAAAAUGUCACCGCCACACGAUACGCCCAGUCAAGCGGAGACUAAGAACGGUGCCGAGAACGGCAAGACCGGGACCGGUACGACCGGGCCCGGUACGGGCACGGCGGGUAAGACGCACGUCAAAAGCGCGUCGAUAUCCUCUGCCACGGGCGCUCCGCCCCUCGGAGCGGAGCCUUCGCCUCACAACGCGUCCGCAAGAGACCUCGCGCAGCCCCGACCGAGUCUAAACUCAACACUGUCGACGGGUGGCACGGUCGGUUCUGGAGCGACGGGUAACUCCGCGAGCGCACGCCGGGAUUUUUCCAACAACAACCCACUCGUCUUCCCCAGGAAUGUGCCUUCAAGAUCCACUUUCCACUCUGGACAGACGCGGUCGCGCGGUGGAAGUGCGGGCGGCGCGUACGGUGACGGCGGCUCGCCGCACCAGGCGCGACCCUCCUUCUUCUCCAAGCUCUCAUCGAGGUUCUCCAAGCGACUGUCAAUGUUGGGCGAGUCGGCCGGGCAACAGAAGCCGCGCAUAUUUUCCUCAUUGGACAUUCAACGGAGGCCUAUCGACGGCACCACCCCGAAGCAUGCCGUAGGCGCUAGCCCACAAUCCCUGCUUGGACAGGGCACCGAGGAACAAGUGAAGCCGCGUGUUCUGCGGUUUACGUGGAGCAUGAAGACCACUUCCUCCCGGGACCCCAACGAGAUCAUGGCAGAGAUAAGAAAGGUCUUAGACGCGAACAAUUGCGAUUACGAACAACGCGAGCGGUUCCUUCUGCUUUGCGUCCACGGAGAUCCCAAUGCGGAUUCGCUGGUGCAGUGGGAGAUUGAGGUGUGCAAAUUGCCGCGGCUCUCACUCAACGGGGUGCGGUUUAAGAGAAUAUCUGGUACUAGCAUCGGCUUCAAGAACAUUGCAUCGAAGAUAGCGAACGAGCUCAAGCUGUGACUGCCCGGGAGCCUCCCACGUCGCCGCCGCCGCCGCCGCGCCAACCCCCCCUCCCCUUCGGACGACGACCUAACACCUCCCCCGCCGCCGCCACCACCUCCCAGGUCAGACAGCCUGAGGCUAUCA
This is a messenger RNA of Pararge aegeria (speckled wood butterfly), 3841 nucleotides long. RefSeq names its product serine/threonine-protein kinase MARK2-like (gene par-1). Gene Ontology annotation, molecular function: ATP binding; protein serine/threonine kinase activity; tau-protein kinase activity. Gene Ontology annotation, biological process: microtubule cytoskeleton organization; intracellular signal transduction; protein phosphorylation. The record is from RefSeq and is a predicted model, not a curated record. The transcript is spliced from 23 exons. Lineage: Eukaryota; Metazoa; Arthropoda; Insecta; Lepidoptera; Nymphalidae. Gene Ontology annotation, cellular component: cytoplasm. Bases 443 to 3715 code for a protein of 1090 amino acids.